AUGGACAUUAACAAGGAGAAUUAUGAGUUGGGACUGCCUGUGCUAAAAAAAGCUGGUGUUGCCCACAAAGUUGACUUCAAAGAAGGCCCUGCUUUGCCUGUUCUUGAUCAAAUGAUUGAAGAAGGAAAGUAUCACGGCUCAUUCGAUUUCAUAUUUGUCGAUGCUGAUAAAGAUAACUACCUCAACUAUCAUAAGCGACUCAUUGACUUGGUCAAAAUUGGAGGUGUGAUCGGCUACGACAACACCCUAUGGAACGGGUCUGUAGUGGCACCGCCCGAUGCCCCGUUGAGAAAAUAUGUUCGGUAUUACAGAGAUUUCGUGCUUGAACUCAAUAAGGCCCUUGCGGUUGAUCCAAGGAUCGAGAUUUGUCAAUUGCCUGUGGGUGACGGGAUUACCUUGUGCCGGCGUAUUAGCUGA
Molecule: messenger RNA, 417 nt
Organism: Striga hermonthica
Lineage: Eukaryota; Viridiplantae; Streptophyta; Magnoliopsida; Lamiales; Orobanchaceae
Source: the annotation of a GenBank genome assembly